Molecule: messenger RNA, 963 nt
Organism: Fusarium oxysporum Fo47
Lineage: Eukaryota; Fungi; Ascomycota; Sordariomycetes; Hypocreales; Nectriaceae
Product: NAD binding domain of 6-phosphogluconate dehydrogenase-domain-containing protein
Exons: 4
Coding region: 1-963 (320 amino acids)
Biological process (GO): L-valine catabolic process
Cellular component (GO): mitochondrion
Molecular function (GO): NADP binding; NAD binding; 3-hydroxyisobutyrate dehydrogenase activity
Source: RefSeq, a predicted model, not a curated record
AUGGGCAGUAUUCCAAUAACCACAUAUGGAUUCAUUGGCCUGGGCCAAAUGGGCCACGGUAUGGCCAAGAACCUCCGACAGAAACUGCCCCAGAACUAUCCCAUGAUAGUCUUCGACGUCAAUAAGGAAGCAGUCAACAAGUUUCUCCAGGAACAUGCUGGAACAAAUGUCACUGCCGCUUCGUCCCCGAAGGAAAUAGCGGAGGUCGCAGAUGUGAUCCUAACAUCUGUGCCCCAAGCCGCCCACGUUAAGGCAGUGUUUCUUAAUCCGGAAACGGGACUUUUGGCGGCGGCGCCUGGUGAGAGAAAAAGGUUGUUUCUUGAACUCAGCACAAUUGAAGUUGCCGCUUCUACUGAAGUUGCGAAUGCGGUCGAGUCUGGAGGCUACGGCGAGUUCAUUGAUGCGCCGUGCUCGGGCGGCGCGAUGGGUGCAGAGAAAGGAGCGUUAUCCUUUAUGGUCGGUAGCCCGGAUCAUCUUUUCCUGCGGGUGCUCGAGAUCUGCAAGCUCAUGGGAACAGAGAGCAGCAUUUUCCACUGCGGUGCGCUCGGUGCCGGCCUCAAGACCAAAGUCUUGAACAAUUACCUAUCGUCUCUGACAACUCUGGCCACUGCAGAGACCAUCAAUAUUGGAGCUCGAAGUGGCUUGGAUAUUUACAAACUCAACGAAGUUAUCAACGCGAGUUCCGGCAUGAGCUUCAAUACUAAGGUUAACAACCCAGUUCCCGGGCUGACCCCCAAGAAUGCCGCAAGCAAUGGGUACAUCGGCGGGUUUUCGCUCGAGCUUUGCCUGGGUGUGCUUGAGUUAGGAUACCAGGAAGCACAAGCUGUUGGCGCUAGAGUCGUACUUGGGAAGCAGAUGGUGGAUGCGUACCGCGCGGCAGCUGAAGAGCCUAGGUACCAGGGCAAGGACUCGAAGAUCAUUUACAAAUGGCUUCAAGGAGAGGACGCUAAGAAUAUUGGAUGA